GUGUGUGGAGCUGGGGGAGAGGCUGCAGCGCAGCGAGCCGCCAGACGGGCACAGUCCUCGCCGGCCGACCGCCCCGAGACAGCCGCCGCCGCGCUCCCGCCGCGCACAGAAAUAUCAGCAUGGAUAAAAAUGAGCUGGUGCAGAAGGCCAAACUGGCUGAGCAGGCUGAAAGAUACGAUGACAUGGCAAGUUGCAUGAAGUCUGUGACUGAGCAAGGAGCUGAGUUGUCCAACGAAGAGAGGAAUCUUCUCUCCGUUGCCUAUAAAAAUGUUGUAGGAGCCCGUAGGUCAUCUUGGAGAGUCGUCUCAAGUAUUGAACAAAAGACAGAAGGUGCUGAGAAAAAGCAGCAGAUGGCUCGAGAAUACAGAGAGAAAAUUGAGACUGAGCUAAGAGACAUCUGCAAUGAUGUGCUGUCUCUGUUGGAAAAGUUCUUGAUCCCCAACGCCUCGCAAGCAGAGAGCAAAGUGUUCUACUUGAAAAUGAAGGGAGACUACUACCGCUACCUGGCUGAGGUGGCUGCUGGCGACGACAAGAAAGGGAUAGUGGAGCAAUCACAACAAGCAUAUCAAGAAGCCUUUGAAAUCAGUAAAAAGGAGAUGCAGCCAACACACCCCAUCAGAUUAGGUCUGGCUCUGAACUUCUCGGUGUUCUACUACGAGAUCCUCAACUCCCCGGAGAAAGCCUGCUCCCUCGCCAAAACGGCUUUUGAUGAAGCAAUUGCUGAGCUUGAUACAUUAAGUGAAGAGUCCUACAAAGACAGCACGCUAAUAAUGCAGCUACUGCGAGACAACUUGACAUUGUGGACAUCGGACACCCAAGGAGACGAAGCCGAAGCAGGAGAGGGAGGGGAGAAUUAACCAGCCUUCCAACUCGGUCUGCCUCAUUCUGAAUUGACACAGUAGCCCAUCUGUCAUCCAUGCUGUCCCACCGAUAGUUUUUGUUUACCAUUUGACAGGUUUAUGUUACUUCUCUUUGGAUUUCUAUAUUUCCCACGUGGUUUUGUUUGGUAUUAGGGAAUAGAGCCAGUUACCGCUGGGGAGUCGAUCUGUUUUCAUCCGAGGUGGCCAUGCCGGGGGUGCCGCUUUUACACACCUUCUCCACGUUUGGCAUAGUGCUCUUGGUACACGGUGGCUUCCCACGGGGCCAGCAUUAGAGCAGCUUUCUGUGGCAGGCAAAGACAGCUGCCUGGGUGUUGUUCUGUCACAGGGAGAGGGAUUGUCAGCUGCAGCCACAGGUGUAGUUAGCACAGCCCAAGCUGGAGCAGGGGUGGCUGUGGCCCAGCUGAGGGUCCCGUGGGUGGUCGUGGCAAGCCAACGUGUGAAGUGUGUGGGGAUCCCAGCAGAGUGGACACCUCUGAUUACAGCUGAAGCGCUCCAUAAGGCAGCCUGAUAGCCCAGCCAGCUUUCCCUGAAGGAGGACAGAAACGGUUCACAUUCCAUUCUUUGUAAAGUUUCCUGCUGUUGCUUUCAUUCUUUUUGCUACACAUUUUAUUUGUAUUUAAAUGGUUUAAGCAACCUAAGAACAAAUGUCCAAGAUGCAGUAAACCCCAGCUGCUUGGUAUCCAUCAUGACACUGUAUAUCGAGCACAGCAGCAAGACAAAGUCCCAUGUAUUUAACUUUUUUUUAGGUUUUUGCUUUGGUGAUUAUUUUUUUUGAUACUUGCCUAACAUGCAUGUGCUGUAAAAAUAGUUAACAGGGAAAUAACUUGAGAUGAUGGCUAGCUUUGUUUAAUGUCCUAUGAGACUUCCAUGAACAACCCGAGCAUAACUGUUCAGAACAUGUGUAUUAAGUUGAUGUAAGUGGAAUAAAAGUUUUAUGAAUGGACUUUUCAACUA
Messenger RNA from Pogoniulus pusillus (Red-fronted tinkerbird), 1835 nucleotides. It is a transcript of the gene YWHAZ, whose product is annotated as tyrosine 3-monooxygenase/tryptophan 5-monooxygenase activation protein zeta. The transcript has 6 exons. The coding region runs from base 120 to 857 and encodes 245 amino acids. Gene Ontology annotation, cellular component: cytoplasm. NCBI's taxonomy places the organism in Eukaryota, Metazoa, Chordata, Aves, Piciformes, Lybiidae. The record is from RefSeq and is a predicted model, not a curated record. Gene Ontology annotation, biological process: intracellular protein localization; signal transduction.